UCCCCCCUUUCACCCUUAAGUUUACAUCUUUUUCUUCUUUUUCUCUCUCUCUUUUUUUUUUCUCCUUCUUUGUUUCGCUUUCUAUUUUAUUGUUAUUUAAUUCUGUAUAUAAAUUAUUUCUCCUUAAUUCUAAUUUUCUCACUUCUUUUCAACUCUUAUGUAUAAUCAAUUCUCCUCACCCAAUAUGAUGUUAUCACCUAUUGUUAGUAAAAGAAAAAGCUUUUCAGUUUUAGAAAAUGAGGAGCAUGAUAUUGCAUUGGAAACAAGCCAACUUAUGAUUUGCUCACCAAACAAAAGACCUCGUCAUGAACCAUCUUGGACAUUUGAUAAUUUAUGUACACAUCCCUGUAGUCCACUUGCCACAAUUGAUCUAGAGUCUAUUUUCAACUUGUCUACAUUUCAAUUGCUUUCUCAAGACAAGAGAGAAGAACUGUAUUCCUUGUUACCAGAAGAUCAAACUCCAUUACUCAAUCAUUACCCAUUUGACCAUGAAGAUGGUUAUUACCCUACUUGCUCUGAUUCAUUCAUAUACCCACAACCUUCUUUCUUUUCAAAAACAGAGAAUCCGAUGUUGUGGAACACACUGACAGAAUGGCAAACAAUGCUUGGACAGGGCGAAUUUCUAGACCAUCCGGAUUCACCCCCAUUGCCACUUUCUCCUAUCCAUCAUUUAAGUAGCAGUAGUAAAUCAAGCUAUAAAACCAAAACACCUAAAUCUAGCAAAUCCUCUGCUUGUUCUUUGUCUUCUCACAAAAAGGAUGAGCCCUUUGAGUCUUAUUGGGGAGACUUGAUUGAUAAAGAAAGAGCCCAUAAUGUUGCAGGUGACUCUAAAAGCAUUACAUUAAAAGACAUGUGCCGUAAAGGCUUGAUUCGCGAACAAGAUGUCAUUGUAUAUAAGCGCAACUUUAGCGCAUGUAAAGUAGUUGUAUCUAAAUCCAUGACAGUUGUCAAGGCGUGUGGUCUAUCUGGCAUCUCCAUACAAUUAGACGAAGAAAUCUUUGAAGAUUUUGAAACCCCGACUGCCCUAGAAACCAAAAUUCUGGAUCACCAUGGUAAGGUGACCAAGGAUAAGCGUCCAAAUGGAAACGCUUUUAAAAGUAUCCGCCUGAUUCGUGCAGGAAAGGAUCUAGGCAGGCUAUUUGAUAUCAGAAAAGAUGGCUUUGGAGAUCAUCUGGGCUGUUAAAAAACAAACAAACAUACAAUCUAUACAGAAAAAGAAAUUUGUAUCAUAAUAAUAAAAACCCAGUGGCUUUAAGCCAUGUGACGCGCUUUCAUAAAGUGUCUUGUUUCUUUUUUGGAUAGGU
Messenger RNA from Gilbertella persicaria, 1304 nucleotides. RefSeq lists its product as uncharacterized. NCBI's taxonomy places the organism in Eukaryota, Fungi, Mucoromycota, Mucoromycetes, Mucorales, Choanephoraceae. Bases 158 to 1183 code for a protein of 341 amino acids. The transcript is spliced from 5 exons. The record is from RefSeq and is a predicted model, not a curated record.